GCAAGUAGUACAAGGUGCGGCAAGCUGGACCUGAAAAUAAUGUACUUACUGUUACUAGCGUCACGUAGAUGUACAGUACCAGGUUUGCCUUUGCUUCGACAUUGAGUCUUCCCGAUUGUAUUCUAGCGAAGAUUUAGGAGUGAAAAGAGGACAGUGGGUACACCGCUUCUACAGAGAACAACAAAAGUCAAAGACAAUGCUAAACUUCGUCCCACGGACACAUCCGUCUGUGUCACUGCUGUAUGGCAAGAGGCCACUCCAGAGGAUAGCAUGUGGAUCUAAGCAGCUCUUCGUUGAAAUACCGAUAGAAGUGACCGACGAGGUGACAAAGGGAGUCGAUCCGGAAACUAGGUACCCACUAUGCUCAUAUUCGGGGAAAAUGAUCCGCGAUUGUUGAUUGUGAACUCUCUAUUUGUUCUCAAGUUUUCUACGCGAUCGAUGAUCUUAGAAAAAAUCUGCUAACGCUCAACCUCAACAGCUACAUCGGCAACAAGUAUCAGGCCUUGCCAUGGCGGAAGUUUGUAGAUAUCAAGGUGGACGCAGCGAACUUGAUCGAUAGUAACGUGAAGUCAGCACUUACCGACCUCGACAUCUUCAAGCCCCUCGCGACAAUGUACAAAUAGAUACUAUUUUGAUAUAGUAUUGCAUGAUGGACUUGGACAUGCUGAAUAAUGAAGAUUUGUCUGUAUCAAAUUUUGAUUUUCGCCUUUGGUACUGCAAGCCUCAACUUGUUUCUUGCUUUGCUUAUACCUUCAUUGUCUGCGUUCUCACCACCUAGGUACGUCGGCGAGAAAGCACUCGUGGAGAGAAGUCUUGCGGCAAAAAUGGCGGGAGGAAAAGCAAAGCUUCCUAUGGCUCCGAAAUAG
Molecule: messenger RNA, 866 nt
Organism: Amoebophrya sp. A25
Lineage: Eukaryota; Dinophyceae; Syndiniales; Amoebophryaceae
Source: the annotation of a GenBank genome assembly